Drosophila gunungcola (fruit fly) is the source of this 507-nucleotide messenger RNA. RefSeq lists its product as uncharacterized. NCBI's taxonomy places the organism in Eukaryota, Metazoa, Arthropoda, Insecta, Diptera, Drosophilidae. The record is from RefSeq and is a predicted model, not a curated record. Gene Ontology annotation, molecular function: nucleic acid binding. The transcript is spliced from 3 exons. Bases 1 to 507 code for a protein of 168 amino acids.
AUGUGUCGGGAAACGGUGAACGCCUCCGCCGGAACCCGGGUGCGGCGGAGACGAACGAAGCAGCAACCCGACCCCAGUAAAGCCCCCGAUAAGGAGAAUCCCACAGAAAGGACCAACCGCACUGUGAAGACGCUGAUAUCCCAGCUGUCGGAAGGCGACCAGAGUUCAUGGGAUAAUAUGUUUCCAGAGAUAUCCCUCGCGAUCAAUAGCAGUAUAUCGGAUUCGACGGGGUAUAGCCCCGCGUUCCUAACUCAAGGACGGGAACCACGCUUGCCUGCGAUGCUGUAUGAUGAGCGAAUCUUCAGCGAGCGCCUCAAGACCAGGCGAGACUUUAUAACCUACAAAGGCGAGACCCUCGCUCGGCGCGCCCCGGAGAUCGACGGCGGCGGAUCGCCAACAUAUCCCAGCUUAAACCAUACUACGCAGGAGCCACUCCAGAUAGGAUCGACGAUAAUAUUACCGGACCGAGCAAUCCGAUACAGUAAGCGGCAUACAGCCGCAGGAUAG